Molecule: messenger RNA, 1008 nt
Organism: Malania oleifera
Lineage: Eukaryota; Viridiplantae; Streptophyta; Magnoliopsida; Santalales; Ximeniaceae
Product: putative fasciclin-like arabinogalactan protein 20
Exons: 1
Coding region: 1-1008 (335 amino acids)
Source: RefSeq, a predicted model, not a curated record
AUGGCAACCUUGCUUCUCUUCUCUCUCAUCCUUCUAUCUAUCAUCUCUUUCUCCUCCCCUCUCUCUUCCCAAACACUCCUCAGCGCCGCCGCCGUACUCUCCGUCUCCGGCUUCGACUCCAUGGCCCUGACCCUCCAGCUCGUCUCAGACACCCUAAUUCCCUCGUCCAAUCAAAACGUCACCAUCUUCUCACCGCCCGAUGCCGCUUUCGCACAAUCGGGUCAGCCUUCCCUCUCUCUCCUCCAAUUUCACUUCUCGCCUCGCAGUCUCUCGCAACAUCGCCUCCAAUCGCUCCCCUACGGUGCCAAGAUUCCGACAAUGUCCGGGCACUCUCUGCGCGUCACAACCUCUGAAUCCGAUCGGCAAAUUUCGUUGAACAACGUCACGGUUAACGGGUCGCCGGUUUACGACGACGGUUCUCUGAUCAUCUUUGGGAUCGAAAAGUUCUUCGAUCCGAAAUUUCGUAUUCCCGCGCCGAUUCGAAAGGCCAGCACCAUUCUUCAGUGCAGAAAAGAUCCGAACGACUCUGGGUCCUUCUCCUUUGGUGAAGCUUCCGGACUUCUGAGAUCCACAGGGUACUCUGUGAUGGCUUCGUUUCUUGAUUUGCAAUUGAAAGCAUUAAAGGAUCAGGCCAAUUUGACCGUCUUCGCUCCGAUUGACGAAGGGAUGAUCGACAAUGCUAGUAAUUUUAGCGAGUACUCGUCGCUGUUCUUCCGACACGUUCUUCCUUGCAAGUUUAUGUGGAGUGAAUUAGGAAAUUUUGAUGAUGGGACGACGCUGCGGACAUCCUUGGAGGGCUUCAGGAUUGAUGUGACAAAAUCUGGCGACGUAGUGUUGCUGAAUGAAAUUCCGGUCACAUUCCCGGACAUGUACUCCAGUGACUGGCUCGUUGUUCAUGGCCUUCGGGAAAUUCUUACGAUGCCGGAGAGACCAGAAGCACCGGCGGAAUCUUCAUCUGAUCAAAAUGGAGGAAGCAACAAGGAGAAGUUACCCGAUCGAGAAUUUUAA